AUGACAUCACUCAAUAACCCAUCCGCCCUAGGCAAGUACAAGCACGGAGAUGGGGAUGCACGCAAGAUCUUAUUGCUUGGGUCCGGCUACGUAGCCAGACCUUGCGCAGAAUACAUCGUCCGCGACUCGAAGAAUCAGCUGACAAUUGCUUGCCGAACGCUCUCCAGCGCCGAAGCACUCGCGUCAGGUCUGCUAAACACGUCGGCUAUCCAGCUCGAUGCAUCCGACGCAGCGGUGCUCGAGGCCGAGGUCGCGAAGUACGACCUCGUCGUGUCUCUUAUCCCGUAUACAUUCCAUGCCGACGUCAUCAAGGCUGCAAUCAAAGCAAAAGUACACGUCGUGACGACGAGCUACGUCUCGCCCGCCAUGCGAGCGCUCGACGCAGAAGCGAAGGCGGCGGGCAUCGUCGUGAUGAACGAGAUAGGCGUCGAUCCGGGAAUCGAUCACCUGUACGCGAUCAAGACGAUCGGAGAAGUGCACGCGAAGGGCGGAAAGAUCAAAGCGUUCACCUCGUAUUGUGGAGGCCUCCCCGCACCCGAAGCCGCCACGAACCCGCUCGGAUACAAGUUCUCAUGGUCCGCGCGCGGGAUGAUCCUCGGGCUGCUCAACCCAGCCUCUUACCUCUCGAACGGCAAACAGGUAGACGUUCCCGGAGAGGAAGUCAUGGCCAAUGCUAGACCCUAUCACAUUUCUCCCGCAUUUUCGUUCGUCGCGUAUCCGAACCGGAACUCAGUCCCGUUCCGCGAGUUCUACGGGAUUCCCGAGGCCGAGACGGUCGCUCGUGGCUCGCUGAGGUACAAAGGAUUCCCGGAGUAUAUCACCGCCUUGGUGAAGAUAGGUUGGAUAGAUGUUCAAGAGAAGGAGUGGCUGAAGGAUGGGAUGAGCUGGGCCAAGGUGACGCAGAAGGCAAUAAACUCAAACAACGCGUCGGAGAGUACGCUUGUCCAGCGCAUCAAGGAACUUUGUGCGUUCCCGAAUGAAGCGGAGGCGGAAAGGGUCAUUUCCGGCUUCAAAUGGAUCGGGUUGUUUUCGGACGAAAAGGCGACCGUGCGAGGGGGCAACUUGCUCGACACACUCUGCGCGCGGCUGGAAGUGCUGAUGAAGUACGAAGAAAACGAGCGAGACCUAGUCAUGUUGCAGCACCGUUUUGAGGUAGAGUGGAACGACGGGAGCAAGCAAACGCUGACGUCGACGCUAGAGGCGUACGGCGAACCGGGCGGACAUUCUGCGAUGGCCCGUCUCGUCGGUAUCCCGUGCGGCAUCGCAGUACAGUUCGUCCUAGAUGGCGUCAUUUCCACUCCUGGUGUACAUGCGCCAUACACGAAGGAGCUGUGCGACCCGCUUCGUGCAGCCGUCGAAGCAGAGGGACUCGGUAUGGCGGAGGGUGUGCUCUAACGUUGCGUGUAUGGGUGCUAAAAGAAAUUGAAAGGGAAAACAGACUCACAGAUGUCUCAUGGAUACAAGCCUUGGCUGCGAUGUAGCUGUCCGUUCAGAU
Coniophora puteana RWD-64-598 SS2 is the source of this 1495-nucleotide messenger RNA. RefSeq names its product Saccharopine dehydrogenase. The transcript is spliced from 6 exons. The record is from RefSeq and is a predicted model, not a curated record. Bases 1 to 1395 code for a protein of 464 amino acids. Gene Ontology annotation, cellular component: cytoplasm. NCBI's taxonomy places the organism in Eukaryota, Fungi, Basidiomycota, Agaricomycetes, Boletales, Coniophoraceae. Gene Ontology annotation, molecular function: saccharopine dehydrogenase activity.